This is a messenger RNA of Solanum dulcamara, 1777 nucleotides long. RefSeq lists its product as uncharacterized. Lineage: Eukaryota; Viridiplantae; Streptophyta; Magnoliopsida; Solanales; Solanaceae. Bases 361 to 1443 code for a protein of 360 amino acids. The record is from RefSeq and is a predicted model, not a curated record. The transcript has 5 exons.
GAUAUGGACGGCGUAUAGCAAAACCAAAGUUUUCUCGUAAUAAGUCACACGGGUUUCUCCCCCCGCCCAUAGACCAUAGUCGUUCUUCUCUCUCUGCCCAAGAUCCUACUCCCAACAUCCUGUCGCUCUCUCUCAUAUAUCAUAGCCCUUUUUCACCCUGUUUUUUUUUUCCUGUAGUGCAAUGUUGAUUGGUUCAAAGAUUCAUACUUUUGGCUUUUCACCUAUGAAUUUUUGAAAUUACGUUAGGCUCUAAUUUAGAUAAGGGUUCCUGCGCAGAGAACACAUAAUUCUUUAUAAAAUUGAUACUUUUAGCUGAAUACCCCUCAGAUUUGGUAGUAUAAUUUUGGUUGAAAAAAGAAGAUGGUGACAGUGAAUCUUGGAAUGCUCCAUUAUGUAUUGGAUCAUGUUUAUGGUGCGUUUGUUCACAGAACAAAACUAACCCCACCUUUCUUUUCUAGAGGAUGGGGAGGUACAAAGCUUGAGCUUUUAGAGAGAAUGAUUAAGCAGUUGUUCCCUGAUGUUGAAGGCCAGAAUUGGCCUCCCACAUUGGUACAACCUGUUUGGAAAACUGUUUGGGAAUCUCAAGCGGCUACUCUGAGAGAAGGGUUUUUUAGGACUCCUUGCGAUGACCAGCUGCUUGGUGCAUUGCCUCCAGAGAGUCACAUUGCAAGGGUUGCUUUCCUGGCCCCCAAAUCCACCCCGCCUCAUAAGAUGGCCUGUGUGGUUCAUCUUGCUGGUACUGGAGAUCAUACUUUUGAGCGAAGAUUACGUCUUGGCGGUCCAUUGCUGAAGGAAAAUAUAGCAACUAUGGUGCUUGAGAGCCCUUUCUAUGGAAAAAGACGUCCAUUGCUGCAGCGUGGAUCAAAGCUGUUAUGUGUUAGUGACCUUCUGCUAUUAGGACGUGCUACCAUUGAAGAGGCCCGUAGUCUUUUACAUUGGUUGGACUGCAAAGCAGGUUUUGGAAAGAUGGGUAUAUGUGGACUUAGCAUGGGAGGAGUACAUGCUGCUAUGGUUGGAUCAUUGCACCCAACACCUAUUGCUACACUCCCUUUUCUCUCUCCACACUCCGCUGUUGUGGCAUUCUGUGAAGGGGUAUUAAAGCAUGCCACUGCAUGGGAAGCACUGAGAGAUGAUCUUUCUGUGCAGGAGGCUUCAAUGACUCUUGAGGAAGUGAAAGAACGGAUGCGAAAUGUGUUGUCCCUCACCGAUGUUACACGGUUUCCAAUCCCAAAAGAUCCCAAUGCUGUAAUAUUUGUUGCUGCCACAGAUGAUGGCUAUAUUCCAAGGCACUCAGUGCUAGAGCUUGAAAAAGCUUGGCCUGGCUCAGAAGUUAGAUGGGUUAGAGGAGGGCAUGUAUCAUCCUUCCUUCUCCACAAUGGUGCAUUUCGCAGGGCGAUAGUGGAUGGCCUUAACAGACUACAAUGGAAGGAGUCACCUCUGUGACAUUGCCAUAUUUGUGAAUGACACACCAUGUAAUUAUUGUGUUCUUCCUCACCACUAAUUCUCACUGAAAUUGAUGGUUGAUACACUGGGCCACAGCUGAUAUUAUUAAGCAUAUGCUGGAAACUGAAAAAGGUGCUGGAAAAGCUUUUAUUCUUUACUUCUCCGUGUUGUUGUGUUACUUCAAAGUACAGUCUUUGUCGGGAGCUGUCAAACAAAUAAUGGUAUCAUUGGUGAAAUUUCCACCUUUUCUUACUGUCAAAUACUUCCUUGUUGAACUCUAUUUGUAUGGUACUAGUUUCCUUUUUAAUAUUUGUUGCUACACUUGUUUUGUACA